AUGUAAGGACACAGGCCAUGUACCAAAUGAUGGACCAGGGCUUUGUUGGGCUGAUAUUCUCCUGCUUCAUUGAGGAUAAGAACACAAAAGUAGGGUUUAAGUGAUAGCAUUUAAAAUAUAAAGUUAUUUUGAUAUACAAAGGGGCAUUGAAUUAAUUAAAUGAUAUUUCUCUUAGACCGGUCGAGUUCUCUACACCUGCUUCCAGUCUGUGCAAGCCCAGAAAGGCUCUGAGUAAGUGUGCCCCUGUUUGGUAACCACUGUUUGCAGUAAAAUUAAUAUCCUAUCCAGAUCUCAGUUAAAACAAAUAGGUGUUAUCUCCCUCAUGACUACUAAUUAGAGGAAGAUUCAAUUGAUUCAGUCCUUUUCAAAGCAGUUGUCCACAAAAAUAAGCAUUUAAUAAUAUCGGCACAAAUACUGAAUUGCGUCCCUGAUCUGUGUUGAUAAAGGUACGAGAGAAUCGAAUCCCAAUUCAUGUGGUUCCGCACGAGGCCAUUGGGAAAGUGUGCCUUGAAUCAGCAGUGGAGCUCCCAAGAAUCUCUGCCAGGAGAGCAGGAUACCUACAGAAAGAUUCAUAGGUAUGUAGCCUCGGAAGCCCAGGGGGCGUUGAUUUUGGUUCAACGUUUGCUUCGUUGCGUGACUGUUUGUACUGAAUGAUAUGUUUCACCAAAACGUUACCUGGAACCCCAAUGUUGAAUUACAUUGAAUUCUAUGUAGGGCAGAAAUGAGCGUUUGAAUCAGGAAAGUUUCUUCUCACGACCUCUACAAGCCAGAAUGUUAAAUACAAUUAUAUUUAAUGUACUUAACCAAGUCCGUGCAGUUGGUCAUUUUGGCGUUAGGAAUGUGAGACAAUAUAUCCACAGGAAAGUAUAAUUACAUCAACUUUUCAACGCGCUGGUAGUGCAUUCAGAUUCUAUCACCUGAAGCAUGUGCCACAAAAAGAAAUACAUGCACGAGACACAUCCAUAUUUGCCGAGCUCGUGCACAUUUUACAUGGUUCUUGUGCGCAUGCUUCAGGUGAUAGAAAUCUGAACGCACUACCAGCGCUUUGAAAGUUGAUAUCAUUAUACUUUACUGUGGAUAUGUCUCACAUUCCUACCGCCAAAAGGACCAACCGCACGGACAACCGUAAAAGUACAUUAAAAUAUAAUUGUAUUCAACAUUCUGGCUAGUAGAGGUUGUGAGAGGAAAUGUACUCAUUCAAACGCAAAUUUCUGACUGACGUAGAAUUCAAUGCAAUUCAUCGUCAGGUUUCAGGAAACCCAAAACGGUGCACACCAUUCUUCAACAGCCUUUAAGGUACAUUGGUGGUUGUGGUGAGCUGUGGCCUGAUAAAUAUGGGUGUGACCAUUUUCAAAUGGCAAAACUCCUGCAGCACACCAUACACAAUUGCCCUCUGGGCCACCAUAAUCAUGUCAUUCAUCAACUGAUUGUUUAGUACAGUUCCAUUCAAUUAUUUAACGUUCAACACUGUUCUGUCGUACUGAACGCACCCCAGGCUUCUAAAGUUUUGUUCGAAAGCCUGGGGAAGUUCUCCUCAGGAAGAUGAUAAAAGGGGUGGAGUCUAGAUGGAAACUAGUGAUGCAUUGAAGGUAUUUGAUUAAACUGGCCUGGGUUGCACCGGGCUAUGGCCCGUCACAUGACCGGGCGAAGCCAGUGAGGGAGGCGCUCCCUGGUACCUCUUUUUGGAAUGUGUUGAGCCCCCCUGCAACUGCCUCUGCCACACUGAACAACACAUUUCCCCUUUGUCUACCAUAAUAUACAAAUUGUCAUGCUGCAAAUGCAGGACUCAGGGCAGCUCAUUGUGUAUUGCUCAUUGUUAAUGGAGUAAUUUUAAGUAUUUCAUUCCUUUGCAGCUUAACUCACCUGGAUCCGAUCACGAGAUACACAAUGGCUCAGGUUGGUGUCAUGUAUUUGUUGACAACUGAUAUUUGAUUGUAUCAGCUGCACAUUUUAAUAUCACAGACAGUGCAGCUGUCUUGACUGUGCUUUCUCCUCCUGACGUGUGUGUGUGUGUGUUUGUGUGUGUGUGUGUGUACGUUCAGUGUUCAUAAGAACCUGUGCAGUCAGAUGUCUGCUGUGAGUGGUCCCCUGCUGCAGUGGCUGGAGGACCGUUUGGAGCAGAACAGACAGAGCGUCAUUGAGCUGCAGCUGGAGAAGGAGAGACUAACUCAGGAGCUGGCAACC
Messenger RNA from Coregonus sp. 'balchen', 2184 nucleotides. NCBI's taxonomy places the organism in Eukaryota, Metazoa, Chordata, Actinopteri, Salmoniformes, Salmonidae. The record is from the annotation of a GenBank genome assembly.